CUGGCUACUUGAUGAAGGAGCAGCGCUCAGAAAGCUAAUGCUUCCAAAUACACCUGUUGGACUGUAAGCCUGGUGUUGGGUGGACUUCAACUGUGUCCACCCCAGGACAAUGCAGGCUUGCCCACGUCAUUGAAGGCAACACCCAACCAAUGGGAGCAGGGGGCGGGCCUGGAGGACCGCGUGGAAGCCGCAGGUCCUCCAGCCAAUCGGAGUGAACGGACGGCUGGGCACGUGACCGUCCGCCACGUCGGUGUCCCCGUGCGCAAGCGGCAACGUCGUUCUAACUCAGGUCUGGGCUUGUGGGAGAGCCGAGUCGUUCAAAGGGGAAGCAAUUGCACAGAUUUGAAAAUGUCCUGUCAAGGUUCAACAGAGUCAUCAGUUCACCAGGAUCUGAAUAUCGCCAGCCUUUGAGUAUGUAAGGAGAAACUUUUGUUCUGUCUUUUGGAGAAAAGACUACAAACAUCAGUGCGACUGGAAAAGCACCAAGGCAGGCGCGUCAUAAGUGAGUGUUGCCAGCAUACAGACAGUGAAAGGAACUCCAAUCAUUCACACAGUUAAGAGAUCACCAUUCGAGCAGGGAGAGACUGUACAUGUUUGGACAAUCUUCUAACUAAUCCUUCAGCUGAAGAGGUACAAAUACAUCCACACCAUGGAGAAUUUGUGGAAAUGUGAGGACUGCGGGAAGGCAUUCAAGUACCCCUCCCGGCUGGAAAUCCAUCAACGCAUUCACACUGGGGAGAAGCCAUUCAACUGCUCCAUGUGUGGCAAAGGAUUUAUUGAGUCAAACAAAUUGGUGGCACACCAGCGAAUUCAUACCGAGGAGAGGCCAUUCAGCUGCAGCUGCUGUUCAAAAAGGUUCAGAUCUUCUUCUGAAGUGAAUAAGCACCAGCGAGUUCACACUGGGGAGAAGCCGUUCAUCUGCUCUGUGUGUGGGAAGAGAUUUACUCGUUCAUCUGGCCUUCGAUCACACCAGCGAAUUCAUACUGAGCAGAAGCCAUUCAGCUGCACCUCCUGUGGUAAGAGGUUCAGACACUCUUCUGUUCUCAUUGUACACCAAUUCACUCACACCAGGGAGAGGCCAUUCACUUGCUCCCUGUGCGGGAAAGGAUUCACGCAGUCAUCCAAACUGCUCAUCCACCAGCGGGUUCACACUGGAGAAAAGCCGUUCACGUGCCCCUUGUGUGGCAAGGGAUUUGCCCAGAGAGCCCAUGUGUUGACACACCAGAGAAUUCAUAGUGGAGAGAAACCGUUCACCUGCUCUGAAUGUGGGCAGGGAUUCACUCGAUCAGCCAGCUUGCUCAUACACCAGCGGGUUCACACUGGAGAAAAACCUUUCACCUGCUCCGAAUGUGGCAAGGGGUUUGCUCAGAAGAUCAAUCUGUCGACACACCAGCGCGUUCACACUGGAGAAAAGCCUUUCAGCUGCAUUACCUGCGGGAAGAAUUUCAGGAGGAAAUCCACCCUCAUUGUGCACCAGCGAGUUCACUCUGGGGAGAGACCGUUCACCUGCUCUGUGUGUGGGAAGGGAUUCACUCAGUCCGUCAACCUAAUGUCACACGAGCGAAUUCAUAAGUGAACCCCAGUGCCCCACGGACUACAGCAACUCAAGAAGAGAGUUCACCAACAUCUUCUCAAAGAGGAACAGACAAUAAAUGCUGGCCCAGCCAGUGAUUCCCUUACACCAUGAAAUAAUGCGAAAAGAGGGACUGCGGAAUUUGGAUUCUCAUAUUUUUGCUUCACUUGCUUCAGGACAUUUUUAACAUGAAGCCAACACAUUCACAAAAGUAUAGCUUGCAGAGGGGAUUACAAGUGCUUUGUACAGCCAAGCUCUCCACUAUGAUUUUGUCAUUUAGUCCUGUAUUGUGGAAUCUGACACACCACACCCAACAUUUUUCAGGUUAAGAACGAAGUGGAAGAAAGUGACACGUAAUCGUCCACUUGAUUUGAUUUUUUUUUUCCCAGUUUCCUAUCCUUGCUGUCCCCUGCAGAUACGAAAGAAAUUUAUUUGUACACCAGUCGGACAGCAAGUUGAAAAUCAGUCCCAACUGAAAACAAGGCCAAAAAUACAGUAUGCUUUCAGAGACUUGUCCUGCACUGAAAAUGCUGUGUUAGUCACUCGCACAGAGACUCAGCUGCAAAGUCUCAUGAACUUUCUGUAACUCCUUGCCUGUAAGGGAAGCUGUUUGGGACUAGGAUUUACACCGAGGAAAAUCCUUUUAUUAAAAACUGAAAUUAUCUUUCUGAAUACCUACCCUCGACUGUCACUGUGGACUUGAGUAAACUCCUUUACAGGAUACCAGAAGGGGAGGGUUCCCUGUUCAGAAUCUCAAAUCAAACCUCAUGUCACUCGUCAACAGAGCGACUUGAUCCAUCAGGACUUGAAUACCAUUGAUCUUGAAAAGUUGAAGGAGGAGUGUUUAUUUUGUCUGCGGGAGAGCAAAUCAAAUAAUCAGUGAGAAUCAGCAACAGGCACACAAUCUAAGAGGAUACUGGGGCAGCAGUGACUGUGUAAUCAGUUUUUAAAAAUUACUACAUCAUUCACAGUGGGGAGACACAGUGUUUGUGUUACACGUCGGAUCAGGGCUUCAUCUGAUUGUCCAACCUGGAGAGAGACAGAAACACGGGCACCAUGAACAAAAUGUGGAAAUGUGAGCACUGUGGUAAAGGGUUAACAUCUUCGUCUUGGCUGGGAAGUUACUGAUGUGGUCCCGUUGGGGGUAAUCAAUUUAUCUAUUCUGUAUGUGGGAAGAGAUCUCCUCAGACAUCUCCCCCGGAUGUCACAGCAGACAGUUCGCACCGAGCAGAGGCCCUGCAACUGCAUUUACAGUGGGAAAGGAAUUCAACAAUUCAUCCAGCCACGCUGCACCCCAAUGACUUCGCACAGGGGGAGACCGUGUGUGGGAAAGGAUUCACUCAAACAUUCGACCUGAUUGGACACCAAGGGGUUCACAGAGUAGACAAGACCAUUCACCCGACUUGGUUGUGGGAAGGGGUUCACUCAGUUGUUUGUUCUCCUGUCAUACCACUGAGUUCACACUAAGGAGAAACACAGUUCGGCGGCUCUUCCUUUUGGAAGCAUUUCAGACAGUUAUCCAAAUCAAAAACAGGAAUUACUGGAGAGACUCAGCUGGUAGGGCAGCAUCUGGGGAGGAAGAGCACAGAGUCAAUGUUUUGGGUGCAGUGCCACUUUGUUCAGAAUCCCCACGUUCAAACUGGCAAGGAACUGUUCCCGUGUUCCAUGUGAAGGAACGGAUGCCUCAGUUGUGAUACCUGCGGAAAUGUCAGUGCGUUCAUAAGUGAAGGCAGGGUUCUGAUUCUGCUGCUAUUGUCCACAUUAACAACAGGCAGGAUUCAUCCUGUGAAAGCACUUAGUUUGUUUCUGCUGACAUGAGCAGACCUGUAACUGGCUGGAGUUUAACAUUCUGGAUAACCUAAAUUAAUCUAGUCUCAUUUGCCAGCACUUAGCCCACAUCCUCCCUAAUCAUAUGCUCAUUCAGAUGCC
Chiloscyllium plagiosum (whitespotted bambooshark) is the source of this 3502-nucleotide messenger RNA. RefSeq lists its product as uncharacterized. Gene Ontology annotation, biological process: regulation of transcription by RNA polymerase II. NCBI's taxonomy places the organism in Eukaryota, Metazoa, Chordata, Chondrichthyes, Orectolobiformes, Hemiscylliidae. The record is from RefSeq and is a predicted model, not a curated record. Gene Ontology annotation, molecular function: DNA-binding transcription factor activity; RNA polymerase II cis-regulatory region sequence-specific DNA binding.